AAGAAAUCCCAAUUGGAAAGCUUGAAGGUGGAACGAAGCCCUAGCUCCUCACAGCCCUCUCUGUGGUUGCGUCGGUUUCCAAAGCCCCAAAGCGAACAAGAAGAAGAAGACGAUGGUGUUCUACUUCAAAGCCCGCCCGGAGGUCGGCGAUUUCACCAUCUUCAUGGGCCUCGACAAGUUCGAGAACGAGGAGCUCAUCAAAUAUGGCUUCCCCGAAGACAUUUGGUUCCAUGUGGAUAAAAUGUCGUCCGCCCAUGUUUAUGUUAGACUGCACAAAGGACAGACCAUUGAUGAUAUAAGUGAAGGUUUACUGGAGGAUUGCGUUCAGCUUGUCAAAGCAAAUUCCAUCCAAGGCAACAAGGUGAACAAUAUUGAUGUGGUUUAUACUCCUUGGUCCAAUUUGAAGAAGACUGCGUCCAUGGAUGUUGGUCAAGUUGGUUUCUACAGUUCAAAGAUGGUCCGAACUGUGAGAGUGGAGAAGAGGAUUAAUGAGAUUGUUAAUAGACUGAACAGGACAAAAGUGGAAAGGAAACCUGAUUUAAAAGCUGAGCGAGAAGCUGUUAACUCCGCAGAAAGAGAUGAGAGAAAGCGGUUUCUGAGGGAGAAGAAACGGCGUGAGGAGUUGGAAAGGCUUGAAAAGGAGAAACAAGCAGAGCUGAGGAGCUAUAAAGGCCUGAUGGUUCAUGAAAAUAUGACAUCCAACAAACAAAUUGCAUCCGCAAACAAGUCAUUGCAGGAAUUGGAAGAGGACUUUAUGUAAUCAUAGCAUUGUCUGUGUUGGGCAAGAGGUUGCUACCUGCUGCCGCCCAUGGAGAAUACAGUUUAUCAUUGAGUUUGUGAGUUGUCCUCACAGUUCUCUUCUUGAGUAAAAUAUGUCAUAAACCUUUUAUUUCUGUUGGUAUUGAUAAGAAAAAGAGAAAAUGCAAAAAAACCGAGGGAGAAAAAGAAUUGUUUUAUGGGUUAGUGUUGGUUAGGGUGAAAUCUCUUUCUUGUCACCGCAUGUUGUACGUGGAUCAUGAUGAUAAUGAUACACAAAAUUAAAACAUCACCCUGGAUAAUGGGAGAUACAUUUGUUGUUUUGUCGUCCAA
Messenger RNA from Rosa rugosa (rugosa rose), 1089 nucleotides. RefSeq lists its product as uncharacterized. The coding region runs from base 113 to 760 and encodes 215 amino acids. Lineage: Eukaryota; Viridiplantae; Streptophyta; Magnoliopsida; Rosales; Rosaceae. The transcript is spliced from 6 exons. The record is from RefSeq and is a predicted model, not a curated record.